AACAACUCUGAUGCCGGUAGAUGUAUGGAGGUUCGGGUUCGUCUAUAAUAUAUCUUGAUUAGUGCCCGCUUGGCAAAGCACUCGAAGUAUAUAAGAUCAUGUCCAUCUCUCUGAGUUAUUCGUCUCCAACUCUCACAUUCACAAUUCACUAGCAAAUAACAUGCGCACCGGUACAUAUAAGCUGGCAAAUGUUGCGCGCCCAGGGCAAUAUGUCUCUCUCGUCGAUGGCAACAUCGUUGGACACUCUGAAGAACCUGGAAUCAUGAUUGAGUGGUUUGCAAUGUUUCACGAGGGUGAAUUGGCAACUUUCCAAGCGGUGAGCAAUGGAGAAAUACUCGAAGAAUAUAUUUACUUCGACUCCAAGACUCAGUCUUUGACUUGUUCCAAAAAUCCUUGGCUUUUUUGGAUCAGCGAAAGCCCCAGAUCUCCCAAGUUUUUUUCCAUCGACAUCGAAUGCACGGACUUGACCUGGACACUCACGUCAUGGGACGAAAACUCACCUAUCGAGGCCCAGAGUAACAUCGGCUCUACUCAGCAGUUGUGGAUGUUCGAGAGAAAUGAUCUGAUGAAUAACUCCAUAUAGUACAUUUUGUUACAAGUUGCGUAGGUUGAACGGCGUCCGCGAAAUCAAUCAAUCCCUUCUUGUAUAGUUCUUGCUAGUAGCCGGGGAGCUUUUUCACGAUGGCAGCGGAAAGUCAUUAUGUACCUUUUCCCCCAUUUAUUGUUAGCAUUGUAGGCUAGCCUAAUACCGACAGUACAUAUUGUGCUAUAUGGCGUUAUCA
Messenger RNA from Suillus discolor, 782 nucleotides. RefSeq lists its product as uncharacterized. NCBI's taxonomy places the organism in Eukaryota, Fungi, Basidiomycota, Agaricomycetes, Boletales, Suillaceae. The transcript is spliced from 5 exons. The record is from RefSeq and is a predicted model, not a curated record. Bases 161 to 583 code for a protein of 140 amino acids.